UCCAAAGUCUCAUUGAUACCCUGUCUGUCUGCUGUCUGUGUGGACAUGAGCUCUGCCGCCUCCGUUUGUCGCUGCGAGGGUCGAUUUACUCUGGAUCUCUGGAAUAAGUUUUUUUUGUCUAUAAAACGUCCGUUCCCCGGAGCCAGAACACAUUUUGCUCAGGGAUUUUCCAUUCGGCAGCAUCAGGGAAACUUCUAAGACAUUAAUUGUGUCCUUCCCUCAAUUUGGGGAUAUUUUGAAGAGGUGGAGAGACAAAACUAAUAGUAUUUGGAAGGUGAAUAAAAAUAGUGUUUGCAGAGGUUGGAAGCUGUGUGUGUGUGUGUGUGUGUGUGUGUGUGUGUGUGUGUGUGUGUGUGUGUGUGUGUGUGUGUGUGUGUGUGUGUGUGUGUGUGUGCUCUGAUCCACUUCAGCAGGAUGGCACCGCCUGUGAAGAAAGACCGGAUUAUUACUGAACUCCCAAAGUGUUUUAGUCCACAUGCUGCGCUGCACACCAAAGACGGCUUCCACCCACAGGUCAGCGCCGUCUGUCGAGAACCGAAGACAGACACGCUCAACUUCAACGUGGCCAAAGUCAUUGUUGUGGGAGAUGUUGCAGUUGGGAAAACGUGUCUGAUCAGCAGGUUCUGCAAGGAUGCGUUUGACAGGAGCUACAAAGCAACCAUCGGCGUGGAUUUUGAGAUGGAGCGCUUCGAGGUUCUCGGCGUUCCCUUCAGUUUGCAGCUGUGGGACACUGCAGGUCAGGAGCGGUUCAAGUGCAUCGCUUCCACCUAUUACAGAGGAGCACAGGCUAUUAUCGUCGUGUUUGACUUGAGCAGUGUGAACUCAUUAGCACAUGCCAGAGAGUGGCUGGAGGACGCUAUGAAAGAAAACGACCCGUCCAGUGUUUUACUGUUCCUGGUCGGGACCAAGAAGGAUCUCAGUUCUCCAGACCUGCUGGCCUGCAUUGAGCAGGAGGCCAUCCGACUCUCAGAGGAAAUCAGAGCAGAGUACUGGGCCGUGUCCGCUAAGUCAGGAGACAGCGUCAGGGAUUUCUUCUUCCGUGUGGCCUCUCUCACUUUUGAAGCAAACGUUUUGUCCGAGCUCGAGAAAAGCGGGACCCGGCACGGCGCCGACGUCAUCAAAAUCGGACGUGGCAAAGAAUCCUCAUUUAAGAAUAAAUCUAACUGCUGCUGAUGAUGCUGAUGCUGGACUGACGGUACAUGUGUGAACCCUGUGGAGAUGGACUAAUAAGUGUACUGGCUCUAAACAACAGUCAGAUUAGUGUCCUCUCAGGAAUGUCUGUACUUCUGGACAGAUCUCUAACAAAUAAAACUUUGUGACAUUC
This is a messenger RNA of Betta splendens (Siamese fighting fish), 1324 nucleotides long. It is a transcript of the gene rab34b, whose product is annotated as RAB34, member RAS oncogene family b. Gene Ontology annotation, molecular function: GTP binding; GTPase activity. The record is from RefSeq and is a predicted model, not a curated record. NCBI's taxonomy places the organism in Eukaryota, Metazoa, Chordata, Actinopteri, Anabantiformes, Osphronemidae. The coding region runs from base 415 to 1173 and encodes 252 amino acids. The transcript is spliced from 11 exons. Gene Ontology annotation, biological process: endocytosis; phagosome-lysosome fusion.